Messenger RNA from Aspergillus fischeri NRRL 181, 1581 nucleotides. RefSeq lists its product as uncharacterized. The coding region runs from base 1 to 1581 and encodes 526 amino acids. The record is from RefSeq and is a predicted model, not a curated record. NCBI's taxonomy places the organism in Eukaryota, Fungi, Ascomycota, Eurotiomycetes, Eurotiales, Aspergillaceae. The transcript is spliced from 2 exons.
AUGUCCCAAGUUGGCUUUACCUUCCAGGGGGACGUCUUCACAGGCGGCAGCCUUGUCAUGAACACCACCGGUCGUUUACUGAAGGCCCUUUCAGAUGGCAACGUCGAUGUUCUGGCGGUGGCUGCAUCGUUGCAGCUUGGAAAGUCCAUUCCAAUCACUCGUACUCAAGAAACGAUCGUUGCGCGCUCGAUGCAGAAACGCAGUGUUACUCGGUCGGGAAUCUUCGCCAAAGCCUUGAGCGUUGGAUGGGGUCAUGCUGAUGUUGCAUACGAGCUAUCCAAGACUCGAGCUGGGUGUGCCACCCUCUUACUCCUGAAUGCUCUCUCGGCGGGCGUAUCCACUUUUAAAGCCAGUGAAGGACUCCAGGAACUAUUAGUCUACUAUGGGUGCACAACUGACACUUUGCCAACCGUGGAUUCGUUGAACACGGUCGUGAAAUACGUGGCACCCAUUAUGAUAGAUAGUGGGUUCCAUGCAAUCAUGGAAAAUAUACAUAUCGCGAUUACUGUCGAGAUGAAGAAAACAUUCAGUCUGCAGGAGUUUCAAAAAUGGCAACCAGAGAUCAUGCAGGAUUCAGUGGGUAUGAAGGAAUGGGUAGAUUCUGUUCGUCAAUUAUGCUGGUCUGCCAGUCGCAAUGAAUCUCUCCAUAUUCGGAUCAAUGGUCGAGUUGCCUGGCUAGCAACAUUUGCUGUUCAGAUACUGGGCAUGGGCUGCACAGUCAUCUGCGGUGCUACGGCCUUAUGGGAGACCGCUGGUAGGAGUGGAAAAUUGGUCGUUCAUUUUGGGCCAUCUGACAUAUCGUCAAACACGGAGUCGUUGGCAAGUGCUCUUCGUUUCUCCCUUGAACCGAGGGAUGAUGCGGGGAAAUUGCAAAGAAGCAUCCAAGGAAGAUAUCUACUGAAGGAUGCAAUCCGCCCUGAGAUCGAAAAGUCUGCCAAAGUUACACCAUCAUUUUACCCCACAUUCUGCCUUUGCUUUGUGAGAUAUUUUGCGCGCGUGUUUGUAUGCGCUUCCGAGCGCCACCAAUUUCUCUCAAUCGUCAGUGAAGAUCAACGGCCCAAGGCAAUUGCGAGGGUCUUGGGAUACCUUGGUGUCAAGUUGACUACACAAUUAGAGGCCGCAAUGCUAGAGUCACUGUCAUCGAGCAAAGCACAAGAGGAUUUGCGCGAUUUUCAAUGCUUCAAUGACCUCCUUGGAGAUGUCAAACACUUCGCAGCGGAUUUAAUGGAGGCCGUGAUCAUGCUCGCCAUGUCGCUCAUUUCCUGUCACAUCUCAGUCGACGAUUUCAGCGUGCCUACUCUGCAAUUAGACCGGAUUGACGAAAUCCACAAGGAAGGCCGGGACGGUGGUCGGAGGCGUCUACGUUUCUCAAACAAUCCUUGGCCAAAUAUAAGUCUGCCGCAGAUUUGGGCAACUCUCUGUGAUCUUUGCUUUUUCGGUGAAUACCCUAGAAGGAAGCAUGAUUCGCGGAGCGUCGCCAAAUCCGCCGACGGCAUUACCCUAUCCAUCCGAAUGUUGUUUGAAGAUGAAGCAUUCACUCGCGACGUGCUCUACUUAUACUCACGAGAAACGGUGCAUUAG